Messenger RNA from Pediculus humanus corporis (human body louse), 702 nucleotides. RefSeq lists its product as uncharacterized. Lineage: Eukaryota; Metazoa; Arthropoda; Insecta; Psocodea; Pediculidae. The transcript has 2 exons. Bases 1 to 702 code for a protein of 233 amino acids. The record is from RefSeq and is a predicted model, not a curated record.
AUGGCUAUUAGGAAUUUAUUGUUGUUAAGUCAGUUGACUGGUUAUAUUAUUGCAUUAAUAUUAUCAUUAUGUAUUACAAUUCCUAUGAGUUUACAUCAAGAUGAAUUUAAAGGCCACUGUUUAUUAUUUUCAACGGGUGAAUGGCAAGAAUCCGAUGGUCAAUUUGUUGUAAAAUGGGCAUCGCAAGCUUUUUGUAAUUAUAUUAUACUUGUGGGCGUGAUACUUUUCGUUUCAUCUGCGUUUCAAAUAUACAGAAUGUCAGUGUUUGUAUAUAAGGGAACCGACAGUAGUUUUUUAUCCGCUUUUCUUGACGUUAUAGGUUGUUUAUUGUUAUGUUUAAUGACAAUAAUAGCAGCCUUGAUUGUUACAUUAGGUUUUACACAAUGGUGUAAUGAAAUGAUAAGAAGAUUUCCAUCAUGCGAUUUAGCAGCUGGAAAUGCUAUAGAUAAACAAGAUGGUAUAGACACGACAGGGUUUUAUAUUGAAAUAGGAGUAGCACAAUUUGCCAUUUGGGGAUCUUGGGCUACAUGGGUGGGUCUUUCUGUUUGUUCAAUAUUAAAAUUAUGUCGGUAUCAUCAAUUGGAAAACAUUAAAGUUAGCAUGUACAGAGAAAGGCAAAAAUUAAUCAAUGAAGUUCCCGGGUCUUCCUCAGGGGAUCCGAGCAGUAAUUUUGACGAUAUUGUUCCCGGGUCAAAGGAAUAA